Molecule: messenger RNA, 3703 nt
Organism: Cydia fagiglandana
Lineage: Eukaryota; Metazoa; Arthropoda; Insecta; Lepidoptera; Tortricidae
Product: mitochondrial nicotinamide adenine dinucleotide transporter SLC25A51
Exons: 3
Coding region: 350-1225 (291 amino acids)
Cellular component (GO): mitochondrion
Molecular function (GO): NAD transmembrane transporter activity
Source: RefSeq, a predicted model, not a curated record
GAACGAGCGCCUUUUAAGUGACUGAAAGCUUUUAAUUUAGAAUAGUGUUACUAAACAAAACACACUUCAUUAAUAUUUUAAAUUAAUUACUUACUAUUUGCUUAUCAUCCACGGGACUUAAUAUACUGAAAAACCGAACCUCAGAUUAUAACUUUCAGUGACGUAAAGUAUGGCAUUGACAUCGAGGAAUUAGUAUUUCCUAUUUUGCACGUAACGAUUUACAUAAUUAAUUGGUUUUUAUUUCUUAUUUUCUGUAUUAACGGUACCGACAAGAGUGCAACAAGCAACGAAUACCAUUGUAGAAGUUGCCGAUAUUGGAAUGUAGCUAUGUGAGAGAAGGCAAAGAGCGAUGACGGGGGUUCAGCCUUUGGAGACCGGGUGUGAAAGUGGAGUGCCGCUGCCAGAUGCCACCCACUGGAAGGAGUUCGUGUGCGGCGGCGGCGCCGCCUUCUGCAACAUCAUUAUUAGCUACCCUCUUAACAAACUCAUAUUUAGACAGAUGAUGCAUGGAGUUGAAACAACUUUUGCCUUAAAUCAAUUACAAAAGGAAGGUGCGGCAUAUCUGUACCGUGGGAUGCUGCCACCCCUCUUGCAGCGCUCCGUGUCCAUGUCUCUCAUGUUUGGAGUGUACAAUGAAGUUCUGCAACCUCAACUGAACCACUGCGUCAAUCCAUACGUUGCCAAGACAAUAGCAGGCUUGGUGGCUGGUUGUGUUGAAGCAACCCUCAUGCCAUUUGAAAGGAUUCAAACUUUACUUAUCCACCCUAAAUAUCAUAAGGAAUUCAAAAACACAGCACAUGCGACUCGUCACAUUGCAGGUAGGUAUGGGAUUAAAGAAUUUUACAGAGGGCUAACUCCCAUAUUGAUGAGGAAUGGUCCCUCAAAUGCUAUGUUUUUUAUAAUACGUGAUGAAGUACGGCUGCUGUUGCCGCCGCAGGAGCGAGUGCUGUAUAAAAGCUUUCAGGACUUCCUGGCUGGCGCGACUAUUGGUGCUUUUCUGAGUACUUUAUUUUAUCCCCUCAAUGUUAUUAAAAUUGCAAUGCAAUGUGAACUAGGAGGACCACAUAGGACAGUGGCAUAUGAAUUUAGAUAUAUUUUGCGCAAAAGAGGCUCUAAAUUUGCAAAUUUCUACCAUGGAGCUCUUCUUAACAUUUCUAGAGCAUUCUUAAGUUGGGGAAUAGUAAACGCUUCUUAUGAGGUGUUUAGGAAAAUGCUUUAUGCCUAGUCAGCUGUAUGUAUUAUUGUGUGUGCAUUUGUGUUGGAUGCUAUCAACUUCACUGAGGCUCAACAUAAUUGUGAAAAAAUCCAUUAUUGGAAAUUAUUGUCUGUUACUUUCUAUUGGUAACAUCUAAAUUACUGUAUUUAUUAAUGAUUUAAUAUUAAUUGUUUGAUUGUUUUAAAUCAUACAGACAUAACUUAUCACCAGCGCUGUAAACCAUAUAUACUUAAACCUGUUUAGCUCCAUAUGCUGUAUAUACCAUCAGAGAUAGAACUUUUAGUGGCAAAAAAGAGUGCUUGAACCAUAGAUAAAAAUGUUAUCGAUAAGUGUUACAGUCAUAGAUCAAUAAAUAGAAGAGCAUAAUAUAAUGUCCUUUAACUCAUCAAGAAGUUUCAAGACUGUUAAUAUGUAGUGUAAAUCAUUUACAAAUCGAUACAUAUUAAAUACAUAUAAUUUAUGUAAACGAGAACUGUUAGUAUACCUACAGUGCCAAAAUCAAGAGAACCAAUAUAUUAAAGAAGAUAGCGGACGUAUUCUAUACUUUGCGUUAGCUAUCUUCUUUAAUAAUGUUAGAAAAAGUUUAGGACAAUGUUAGGAUAACUUAAAAGUGGAUAUUUCGUCGGGUGACAAGCAAAAGUCACUAAUUACUAAAAUAAAUUAAACAAAAAUCGACCUUCUUUGUACUAGUAUGGUUCACUAUGGCUAUGAACUUGUGGUGGUACUUAGUGACUUUUGCUUAUCACCCGACGAUUUCAUUUUGCCAAUCACUCAUUUUUGCCAGGAAAAGUUGUGGUUGUCAUAGUUCAGCCAACCAGCACGUCCAGCUCAACUGCCUCUUUCUAACUGGUACUGUGCGAUAGUGUCAGAUGAUGCUCACGCGGCUUUUGUCAUGUUCAUGGCGGCCAGUUGUAGGACUCCCGCAGAGUACCAAUCUGCUGCUACUAGAAGCUAAUUUUAAACUUGUGUUUCAAAGUUUAAUAUUUAAUUGACAGAAUUACUGUCAUUUUAUGAUUAUUUUUCUUAAGUUAUUGUAUAUUGUAUAAUCUAAGCAAGGCCUUUUGGUGCUGUUGUAUAAUAUAUAUUUAUUAGGUGUGUUAUUGCACAGUUUAUUUUAAGUAGCAAUUUUUUAACAAAAGGCAUUUAUGUUGGUAUUAUAUUGCCCGUUCUUGUUAUGCAUAGUAAUAAUAAUAACAUAAUAUAUACCUUGAUCAAAAAUUAUGUAAAUAAUUUAUAUUGUUGAACAUUUCUAUCAAUGUACAAACGGCCACCUAUCACAUUUCUUGGUCCAAUGUGUAUUUGCAUCUCAGAUUUUGCUUAGUGAGAGAGUGAGACGCAAUGACAGAGGACCAAGAAAUUGGACAAGUGGAAUACCAAAGUAAACCUUGAAUAUUGAUUCAGUUGAGUAAAGAUGCCCUUUUUAUUCCAAAAUCAAUCUAAAACGUUCGUUCUUUAAACGAUGCUUAGCAGUAUUAUUGUAUAUUACUUACUAUAGUUCGUUCGCGUUAAGAAUGCAGUAAAAUCAUCAUUGUCCGCCGCCUAGCCACGCCCGUAACCAACCAAAUCGGUCCUGAUUAGAAAAUCAAGUUCACAGUGACCAGUUGAAGGCAUACCUACUAAUUAAGAACGAAUUGAUUGGAUACGAACAUUAGACUGGCGAACGCAAACGAUCUAUAACUAUUGCUUGCGCCUUCCUCCGCGCUGUUAACCCAGUUCCAUUUGACCAGGGCUAUAACCGCGAAAAUCGAAGUUCGCAAAUUGCGGACUUUUUUCUCUGUCACUCUUAUUACGCCUUCAUUAGAGUAAAAGAGAAAGAUCCCCGGAAUUUGCGAAUUUCGGUUUUCGCGGUAUCCGCUCAGUACCGGGCAUACAGCUAACGUCAUCUGUGACCCGUUGUAAAAACAAUAUACAGUCAGCAGCAGAAAUUGCUAAGCGGGCGAGGUGUCCAAAAUUACCUUGACACGCUCUUAUUCUCUUAACAAUAAGGUUGCGUUACAUAACUGCCAACAAGCGUUACUUGAUAGUUACUUUUUAAAAGCUCUCGUAUCUAGUAACUUGUGUGUUGCUUAAAACAUUACGGGCCGAAUUAUUUUGUACCUAUGGUUAAAAUUUUCAUUGUAUUUCUAAGCAAAAUCUAUCUCAAUAUACUUCUUAGGUCCUAUGCCAACCACCGUCUAAAUAUACUUCUUAGGUCCUAUGCUAACCACCGUCUAAAUAUUCGCCCGUGCCGGUUUUACACACUAUUAUACACAGUGUUAGUGAAUUCCGUUCACUUCGGCGUGUGGUUAAGUACGUUUAAGAAAACUGAAUGUCAUAGUUCAUUAUUAUUUUUAUAAAAAGAAUUGAAAAUUGCAUAUUAUAGCGUUGUUGUACUUGUAAGACGGGCAUUACAUUUAACUCAACCAAAUAAUUGAAAAUUGUCAAUAUCAAUGUCUUUUCGAACACCGAUCGUCUGAGAUAGUACUUAAGUUUAGUAGCAAAUGUAUA